Messenger RNA from Boeremia exigua, 936 nucleotides. Its product is annotated as arylamine N-acetyltransferase 1. The transcript has a single exon. Bases 1 to 936 code for a protein of 311 amino acids. Gene Ontology annotation, molecular function: acetyltransferase activity. Lineage: Eukaryota; Fungi; Ascomycota; Dothideomycetes; Pleosporales; Didymellaceae. The record is from RefSeq and is a predicted model, not a curated record.
AUGAUGUCUGAGCAACCAAGACCGAUCUACUCUCAGGAGCAGAUAUCAAAAUAUUUCGAACGUCUGAAGCUAUCUGGGGGGGACCAGAAAUAUGACAUAUCUGGAUUGGACACUGAGGAUACUCUCAAGUAUCUUGCACUAUUGCAGAAGCAUCAUCUUGCUACCAUACCGUUCGAGAACUUGACGCUGCAUUACUCAGCUCAUCACUCAGUCAACAUCCAUCCUCAAGCCUUGUUCACGAAGAUCAUUGGAGAUAACAAUGGCCGUGGAGGAUAUUGCAUGGAGAACAAUGCCUUGUUUGGCACGCUUUUGUUCUCGCUUGGCUUCAAUAUUUAUUCUACCGGUGCCCGUGUCAGCAAUGGCGGAGUCUUUACAGGCUGGUCUCAUAUGGUUAAUAUAGUGACUAUAGGGGAGACAAAGUACCAGAUUGAUGUUGGUUUUGGUAGUAACGGUCCCGUCAUGCCAAUGCCCUUGGACCGCUCGGGGGUCAUUCGAGAACACAUCAAGCCAGCUGCAGCUCGUCUCCAAUGGCGCAACAUUCCCGGUAAUACGGACCCGAACCAACGUCUCUGGGUAUACGAGCAUCGUCCGGGCGCAGAAAGCGACUUCACCCUGAUGUACUGCUUCACCGAGCUUGAGUUUCAACCCACUGACUACACACUCAUGAACUAUUUCACAAGCACAAGCAAACAUAUUUUCUUCACAAGGGCAAUCGUAUUGGAGAAGAAGAUCCUGGAUGAUGCUGGAGAGCUCGUGGGCCAGCUGAUAAUGAGCGAUCGAGACCUCAAGUGGAGAAUAUACGGGAAGAAGGAAAAACAAAUCGAGUUUAACAGCGAAGAAGACCGUCUUGGUGCUCUCGAAGAACACCUCGGCAUCCAUUUUGGCGAGAUGGAAAGGAUUGGGAUUCGAGGCUUGCCGUCUGAAAUCAAGUCAUAG